CUGUUCAAUUUCCCGACUCACCAUCUCCCUCCCGUCAGUAGCUUUCUGGCUUUUGAGAAUCCCUUCUUCUCAGAAUCACCAUUUCUGCUUCUUCCACUAUUCGAUUCCCGCUGCAAUUCUAUCAUACGACAGUCCUUUUCAUUCCGUCGCGUCAAGGAGAGAUAGAGAGCGGGAGAAUAUAUCUACAGCAAUUCGAUUACGUACCUUAUUUUGUUCCCAUAUCAGAUGGACAUCGCAAACUCAGAAGACAUCAAGAAAUGGAUAGUUUUGUAUCCUGUUUAUAUAAAUUCCAAGAAAACUAUAGCUGAGGGGAGAAGAAUAAGUGUGAGCAAAGCAUGUGAAAACCCUACUUGCAUGGAGAUUGGCGAUUGCUGCAGUCAUCUCAAACUCCCAUAUAGAAUUGAGGUUGACAAGGCAUAUUCACGUGAUUUCAUGCAAGUAGGAAGAGUAAGGGUUUUGCUAAAAAGGGAAGAUGGGACUUUACUCAAUCCAGCCAUUUCUUCAAGAAAACAGUUGAUGGUCCAUGUGGCAGAGUUGGUACCGAGACAUCCCGGGAGAGCUAAGAAGCAGGAAGCCUCUUCGGCAUCAUCAAAUGCAGGGCCUUCUUCCAAGUCUGGGAAGGGUGGAAGAAAGAAGAGAUAGAUAAAAACUCCAGCAUUCUACUUCCAUCAUACAGGCUUCUUCUUUUUUUUUUUUUAAUUCUUCAAACUUUUUGGUUGUAACAUGUUACCAAACCCUGCUUCAGUUUUGACAAGACAAUGUCUGCACCUUGUUUGUUUGGAA
This is a messenger RNA of Carica papaya (papaya), 783 nucleotides long. RefSeq names its product signal recognition particle 19 kDa protein, putative / SRP19. Gene Ontology annotation, biological process: SRP-dependent cotranslational protein targeting to membrane, signal sequence recognition; SRP-dependent cotranslational protein targeting to membrane. Gene Ontology annotation, cellular component: signal recognition particle, endoplasmic reticulum targeting. Gene Ontology annotation, molecular function: 7S RNA binding. Lineage: Eukaryota; Viridiplantae; Streptophyta; Magnoliopsida; Brassicales; Caricaceae. The record is from RefSeq and is a predicted model, not a curated record.